Gadus chalcogrammus (walleye pollock) is the source of this 904-nucleotide messenger RNA. Its product is annotated as selenoprotein P-like. The record is from RefSeq and is a predicted model, not a curated record. The transcript has 2 exons. The coding region runs from base 155 to 640 and encodes 161 amino acids. Lineage: Eukaryota; Metazoa; Chordata; Actinopteri; Gadiformes; Gadidae.
AGAGGAGGAGGAAGAGAAGGAUGAAAGAGAAGAGGUGUUGAGAGGAGAGGAGGAAACAGAGAGGCAGGAGACUGACUUUCACUCUCCCAGCAGGCAAUGGGGUGUGACAUCACCGCCGGCCUCCUCCUCUGAGGAGGAGCCCAGAGGCCAUCCAAUGAGAAUGCUGGACCUUGUGAAAGAGGAGGAGUUUGAGACGUACUCCCUCCUGAGUGGGCCAAUCAGAGAGCUGUAUGCUGAAACAGAGCAUCAGGGGACAUGUAGUCAAGAAGAGGAGGCGGAGCUUCUGCUGUCGGAGCUCGUUAAUAGGACGAAGUCUGCCCUCUGUCAGAAAGAACAAACACCCAUAGACAAACACCAUCACGAACACACACACCCCGACACACACCAUCACGAGCAAACACACUCCGACACACACCAUUAUGAACACACACACUCCGACACACACCUUUAUGAACCCACACAACCCGACACACACCAUUAUGAACACACACACCGGUUCAGGGGAGGAGGGCUCCAUAACGCGACCGCAGAGAACGUGCCAGGUGCAGUGAUGAAGAUGAGGCUGCUGGAGGCCGCUGAGAGGGUCCACCACUCUUUAGCAUCCCUAGUAACCCUGGUUACACAAGCACCCCAAAUCUAGCGUCUCACACACACACUAAGAAUCCCAUAUAAACACACACAUUCUGAGACACAUACACACACUAAGACACAAACGCGCACGCACACACACGUAGACUGAGAUACACACACUCUGAGACCUACACACACACAGAGACACACACCGACACACACGCACACACACUCUGAGACACACAUCCUGAGACAAAACACAAACAAUCUGAGACACACAAACACAUAACCUGAGACGUUUACAUGACACUCAAGAAAGUGAUAUCAAAUAAAA